UCCAGUUAAAAUGUUCUGCCGGUCCGGAUUCGGACCGCGGUAUGCCUAUUGACUGACUACCCCUGCUGUAGGUUAAUUAAAUCAGCCCUUAGUUUAAUUUAUAAGCUGUAAAGACAAUGUAACGUAUUUUCUAUUGUUUUAUCACUCACAGGAGGUGUGCCAUUCAGUGCUUUGAUAUACUCCAGAAUGCCAUCUGCAAAAAUGUGUUAAGUCCAAGAACCGGUAAGAAACUGUUGGUGUCUCAGCAUUCAAAGCAGCUUCAAUACAGUCAGUGGACAGGCUGCCAACACGGGCAGCUGGUCUGCGUGUGGUUCCUGACAGCACAGCGGCGGCGGUCCUCAGUGCAGUGUCCAGGCUGCUUGUCCUGGCCUACAUCCCCAGUGAGGUGCUGCUGUGCUUUCUGGCCAGCUGCUGCUACAGCCUCCUGCACCUCCUACUGACCCUGGAGAAAAGCGCAGCUGAGGACAGCGUGCACAAGAGGUGACAGCGUUUAGCCACCAGUGUUAAGUAAUGAAAUAUUAAUACAUUUAAAAUUCCUAGUUUCACAUUUAGCCGCUGCCAAAACUAUAAAUGAAAAACCAUGCCCUGAAUAUUAACUAUUUUAAAAUCUCCAGUUUUGCAGUCUCUUAGCUUUCAAUCCAUGUUUGUAUGUGUAAAACUCGUUUCUGGAGUGGCAUCUCAAGUAUUGCGUGGGGACUGCAGUCUGGGAUCUCUUGAAUGGAGUCCGCACAGUGGAAUACAACAGCGUAAUGUUAUCUCAUGAGACCUCAUUUCAACAAAGGGAAAGAAGCAAGCUUAUAAUGUUUAUUUCUCCUUGUGAAUCGCUUGUGUUCCGUAUGAAGAAGUCACAUUGUUCUAAUUAAUGAAGAAGAACCCAUUGUGGGCAUGUGGCCGUGGGCUGUUUGAGAGUUGAUGGAGCAAGGGUGAAUUCAGUGCUGGAGAAGGUGAUCCGGGGUGCACUCUAUAUAUAAGAAACCCCUAAAGAUGCAUGACUACUCGGACAGUACAAUAAGGUCUUCAGAGACUUGACUUCUCAUGAAUAAGAGGUUUAUCUUUGUCAAUAGUGGUGUGUUUGUGUGUAGAAGUUUUGUGAAAGCUAGGUCAUGUGUUGUUUAGUUGAAAAUGUUCUCAUCAUUCAUUAACGAUUCGAAAGGGGUUAUCUGGGGUUCAUAUUGAUGUUAAGGGUUAAUUCCCACUCAAGCACACAGCUCAACCCUGGACUGGAUUAUUCUGAUUAAGUUAGUAGUGUAACAUUAUUCAACAGGGUCGGACAAAAAAAUAGAAACUUCCUAUACUGUAGGUAGGGCGUAGGUGCCGUCACUGAUUCCUGGUGUUUUUUAAUCGUUCUAGAGAUACAACCCACUAUUCCUCGCCAAUAACUGUUUCCUAAUACUUUGGGGAAGCAUGGAGAUCAGCAGGAAAGUCUGCAGAAUUCAUUGUAAUGCUCAGCCAUCACGAUCACACAAUAUGCUCUUCUGACCACUACUCUGCUUGGCUUGUGCCGUGCAGAUAUCAGGGUUGUGUCUGCUCCUCGUUGAGCAUCUGUAGUGGUUGUGGUCUUUUGAUAUGGAAGUAACUGUUAACGGAGAGCCUAUCAGUCAGGUCUGCUGUCUUACUUGCAACAUUUCUCAUAUAACACCUAAAUCAGUUAUAUGAGAAACAGUCCAACUAUGCGAUACAGUAUGUAUGUUGGAUUAUUGCAUUACUGGAAGUCUUGCACUGAUGAGCGUGCCCUGUGGCCCUUGAGCCCUUCAGAGCUGUGCUGUUCAGACUCUGCUGUCCAUUAAGGUUUGGUAGUGAGUCUUUGCAUUGUCUCAUAUAGGAGAAAUCCAGGUCACCUCCAUGGAUUUGAUUUGAUCCUCAGGGAGACAGGCUUGCCCACACAGGUGAAUCACAGCCACGCUGCGCUCCCCUUGACAGGUCAAACAUCCCCUGCUACACAGUCGCUGCCUUCCACAGCUAUGAGUCUGGUGCUGGGUAGGAAGCUAUUAAAAAGACAUGGCCUGCACAGCUGGCAGAAACAGCUGGUACACCUAGAAAGGAAGAGAGCGUGAUUCUUUCCAGAUACUGAGCUGAUACCUCACUGUGUUCAAGUACAGGAUUGGGUGUACUGCAGUGCUGCAGAAUAGCAGAUGUUUUUAUUGGCUAUUGUUCAUUGUGUUUUAAUGAAAACUGAGCAGUUCGGUAUGUGAUGAGAACUUUUACUGUAGGCAUCAGGGCGGCCUGACACAUUGAGCCACACAGUAUCUUCAGUGUCUGUUCCUUUUUGGAUACAGGAUCUCCCCCUCCCUUCCCUCUAGGCUCAGGCAGCUCUGCACAGUGGUGCGCAUUCACAGUGGGAUAGUACCCUGUCAUUGUUUCAGGAUGUGUCGGCUUAGGUAUGGAGUGUAAAAAUAGUCUGUAGUCAAACAAGAAGAACAGUUUAUCACACUUGGCUGCGGAUGAUUUAAAAUGGAAAUGUGGCAUAUGCUUUUUUUUUUUUUUUUGGUUCAGACUUUUUACUGUUAAAACUCUAGGGACCAUAUUUUCAAAGUGUUUUCUCCAUUCUUAGGAGAAAAAAAAAACAUGUUAAUGUUACAAAAUGAAAAACAAAACACAUUGAGAGGACUUAAGAGAUCUUUAAAUAUAUAACUUAGUUGUUUGGUUCGAUUUUUGUAAAAUCAAGAGUUAUUUUACCUCUUUACCUCAAAAAAUAAGAGUUCAUUAAAGACUGGAGUAAAAUAUAAGAACAUAAGAAAGUUUACAAACGAGAGGAGGCCAUUCGGCCCAUCUUGCUCGUUUGGUUGUUAGUAGCUUAUUGAUCCCAGAAUCUCAUCAAGCAGCUUCUUGAAGGAUCCCAGUGUGUCAGCUUCAACAACAUUACUGGGGAGUUGGUUCCAGACCCUCACAAUUCUCUGUGUAAAAAAGUGCCGCCUAUUUUCUGUUCUGAAUGCCCCUUUAUCUAAUCUCCAUUUGUGACCCCUGGUCCUUGUUUCUUUUUUCAGGUCGAAAAAGUCCCCUGGGUCGACAUUGUCAAUACCUUUUAAAAUUUUGAAUGCUUGAAUCAGAUUGCCUCGUAGUCUUCUUUGUUCAAGACUGAAUAGAUUUAAUUCUUUGAGCCUGUCUGCAUACGACGACGGUUUGAAAAUAUGUCCCUAGGUUUCAGCUGUGCUACAUCAUUAAUUUCAUUAAGAUCAUACAAUUGUAGCCAAUUUAACAAAUGCAUUCUGGGUAAUGUGUACUGUCUGAUUUACAGAAUUACAUUUCUUUAAAACAGCAUUAGUUAGUCAGUUUGACAGGUUAAAAGGGAAAGGAAACACAUCUUGUGCUGAAUCCAGUAGAGAGCCAUGAUGUUUUAUGGUGCCAACUAGUUAGAGCUGAGGGUGACACAUUUAACACCUUUGUUUACCAGUUGUUUUAGUGGUAGUGUUUAUUGAUGGCACAUGUUGGACACGCAACUCUGGUUAUGCAAAUAUGUGUGUGUGUGUGUGUGUGUGUGUGUGUGUGUGUGUGUGAUGUAUCUGUCAAAUGUAUUUGUUUUCUAAACUGCUUGUUUAACUGGCUAUGUGCUGUGCUGUGCUGGGGAGUGUGUUUGUGUGUGUGUGUGCUCUGAACCCUGUGUGUCUCUCUCUGUUGUUGGCUGGGAGGUGGUGUGGGGCUCUGAGCGGUGUCCCCUGUGUGCUCAGACUGAUGCUGCAGAGCCUGCGAGUGACGGACGCCUGUCAGGAGGAGCUGCCAGUUAUCGUUCAGAUCCUGCACCUGCUGCUGCAGCACGCCCAGCUCCGCAACCACAUGAUGACCAUCGCAGCGCUGCUGCAGCAGAUUGUCCAGGAGAUCACGAGGUUUUGUAGCACUGAAGCCCGGGACCAGUGGCUGGUGGACCUUCAUUACUGCUUCAACGUGUGCUUCUCCUCGCAGCCCAGAGGCCCUGCAGCCAUCCGGGAGAUCUACUGGUCAACCUCACCAGUAGAAUUGGAAAUCGUUACAAAACUAGCAACAGACAGCUAAGGCACUCCCUCAAUCCCUUACAUUAGUCUGAGUUGCUUGUUGCAAGUUUUGUAACAUCAGUUUUAUUCCUUUUCUAAAAAAAAUAAAUUGCAACGCAUGAGCCCCAUGUUGCCGGGUUGCUGUGUUUUCAUUGUGUGGUUAUACAGUUUGCUUUCUGCUGUUUUUCUUUUAAAUUGGUGCCAAAUGUUAGAAGGGUAGUUUUUUUUUUCUUGGGAUGCUGUGCCACUAGAGGGUGGAUGAUAAACUGUACCAGGAUGAGCCCAAGCUGUUUUAUUCUUCAACAUUUAAACCCCUGGUUUGUCAUGGCAGAAUGUGCACCUCUGCGGGACAGUGCUAAGACAAAAAAUUCAAACAAAGAAUUGCUUUACAUGGAUUUGGAGGCUAAAAUGUAUGUUCGCUAGAAUCGAAAAACUUAAGCAUGAGUGUAAAUGAUAAACACUUUAUUCAUCCGUGUUAUCCAUGGAAGACAUCUAAAAAUCUGAGUUCAAACUUCUGCCGUUUUCUCCCAUGGAACCCAUUUUUAGGUCAGGUUUUCCUGCCAAGUUUGAAGUACAAUACUACAUUAUUUCUAUGAAAGGCAUACUGUUAACUAUCAGUUUUGUGUACAGUAUAAAAAAACACUGAGUGACAGUCACCCUGUGUAUACCAAAAAAAAAAAUGUUAACCAUCGUGCAACAAGGCUCCCAGCCAACUGGUUUUAUAUGUGUAAUGUAUUAAAUAAAACACAUUGUACUUUUCAGU
Acipenser ruthenus (sterlet) is the source of this 4728-nucleotide messenger RNA. Its product is annotated as testis-expressed protein 10 homolog. The record is from RefSeq and is a predicted model, not a curated record. NCBI's taxonomy places the organism in Eukaryota, Metazoa, Chordata, Actinopteri, Acipenseriformes, Acipenseridae. The coding region runs from base 3544 to 3987 and encodes 147 amino acids. The transcript is spliced from 3 exons.